Paramuricea clavata is the source of this 8200-nucleotide messenger RNA. NCBI's taxonomy places the organism in Eukaryota, Metazoa, Cnidaria, Anthozoa, Malacalcyonacea, Plexauridae. The record is from the annotation of a GenBank genome assembly.
GUCUCCAAUAAACAGUUUCUCUGAUUAUACUUUUUUCUUUUGUCAUCUACUUGCUUCAUGCGGAAAUCAGCCAAUGUUGACGGCUAAAUAUCUUCCAAUCCAUGUCUUAAUAAGACAAUAUUCCACUCAUUGCGAAGACAAAAACGGCGAAAAUUUGAAUAAUGAAAUGGCAUACAGUAACACCCAUUCGAUAAUUACGUCAUUUGGCCUGGGAGCCUCGCUCUUAUGAAUUGUGAGCCAAUCACCUUGUGUAAUUCACUAAUGAGAGCGAGGCUCCAGGACCAAAAAGUAUGUGUGACGUAAUUAUUGAAAGAGUGUAUCAGCAAUGUGCAACCAUGCAUUCAUUGCCAAAACUAUAUUAGAAAUAUUUUGCAACCAGAAUUUUUGGCGUAGUGAAAUCAAAUUUCGCUAUCGUUGAGUGAUAUGCGGCCGGUUUUAGUGCAAAAUCAAUUGAUUUCUAGUGUACAUACAAAUAAAAGUAUGCCUCGCAGUUUGCCGACUCUGGUCACGUUACGUUGGGUGGCGAAAGAUUUAUUUACAAUUCAUCGUGGCAAAUAUGAAACAAGAAAAUAUAGAACCCGCAGAAUAUUGUAGCGUCCUUUCUGCUUCUCAAUUUUGAACAGUGCGACAAUACAGCUGGUACUAGCCUAUAGGUAUUGUAAAAAUAAAUUUACAAGUAUACUAUUUAUAGCAGGUAUAUAUGUAUAACUAUGUAAUAUUUGUUAUGAUAGACUGGUGGAAUAUUUGUAUGAUCUGAAUUAUGCAUUACCAUUAAAUUUCAUUGAGCAACCGUGUAAUAUUAGACACGUCUCAUAGACCCAUGGUUUGUCGGCAAACCGUAAAUUAAUGCUGAAAUUCUCAGGUUCAGUGAAAUUCAUUCUUGAAUCACAACUUAUUGUUUCAAUACUCCAGCUAUCUAGCGCGCGACUUUAGACCUUUAUUGCUUUAAAAAAGACACUACACUUCUCAAAGAGUCCAAAACGUUGAUCGUGAAUGGAAUUUGUUCAAGGAUUAAAUUCAUUUGGGAUUGGGAAUGGUCGACAAGGAGUUAACAUAUGAAAGAUAUUACAUGUAAUGAAUUUCAUGUAUCUUAUAAGCAAUAUCCAUGCAGAAUACUGGGCCUCCCCAUUCAGCCCAGUCAAGCAGAAAAUCUUUUGUAAUUCAGCCAAAAUUUGAUGGAUUUGUUCUUGGCAUAUGACCAUUGAUUCUACAAUUUACCUUCUGACGUACAAACACAAACCAUAGUUAAUAUAUAUAUAUUAACUAUGCACAAACUAACAUGCACAUACGAAGUCACAAAACCUAGGUGAAAAUGCAUUUCUGGCGGAUCCGAAGUUACUGAUCCGAAGUUCACAGGAGGCAGGAUCGGAAGUGUGUCUCAUAUUUGCAUAUCAAGUUUCAAUUGCUAUCAAAGCCGGAAGAACUUUACACCAUACAAAACAACACCAUAUAUAUUAUAGCAUUAGGUGGCCAAUUUACAGGAAUAUUUGUUAAGCAGGUAAGUAACUAUGUAAUAUUAUAAUAGACUUUUAAUUUGAGUGAUUCAGUAUUGACUAUUGGUACUAUUCGUAUGAAAACGUAUUAUAUUAAAUAUGAUAUGUAGUUCAUUUCCCCCACAUAUUUCCGUUCUCUGACUCUGGUUUGUGUACUAAGUUAUGUAAUCUCAAUCAGUGGCGUAGCGCUCAUUGGGAGGGUUAGUUCCAAAACUAAGGGCCCCCGACAAUUAGGGGCCCCAUCACCCACGGCUUAUCGCCCAGAAAAUUAGAAAAUGUAAAAAAUGCAGGUUAAGAAUCAAUGGGAAAAUGCAAAAUUAAUAAAGAAUUAAACCUCCAUCGACAACGGUAGCUGAUUUUUUUAUUCCAUCUCAAAUAAAACAAAUGUUAUUCUUAUUAGUUGUUACAUGUGUUGGAGACUGUUAUUGCUAUAGACAUGGAAUUUUCCAGACUACAUUCUAUAAAUACUCAAUAUAAAAAUAUAUCUCAUGAGUCAGACAAUGACAACAGUCAACAGGGGCCCCCACACCAAAUAUGCCUAAGGGCCCCCUGUUCCUCUGUUACGUCACUGAUCUCAAUGAAAUUUAGAUAUGUGUCCAAGAUACAGUGGGAGAGCUCUCCUAACUGACUUCAUUCUGAGGACAAGUACAAGUACUGCAAAUAACUAACUAUAUUAUAUAUGCAGUAACAGCUUAAUCAGCCUGAAUUAAUACAAAAUGUAUAUAAGCUUUUUGCACGGGCCACAUUUUCUCACCUCAUUGUAUGUGAAAACUGAAAAGUGUAUAGCUAGUAAGUUUCUAUACGAGUGUGUCCACUAUCUGAAGAUUUUGCCACUAUAGCUACCCCACCUAACCCAACACCCCUGGUCCACCCUUAAAAGUUCAUAUAUAGCAACCAAAUACAAUAUCAGAUAAAUAUACCUAAUGGCUAAUCCCUCAAUAACUACAUUGACAACCCAAUGUUUACACAUUCCAGUCUCGUGUGAUGGUCUGGGGCUGUCUGGACUUGCGACGUUAGAUUACGCCUAAAGACACUAAAUUUUUCAGAAUUUUAGGCAUCUAAGAAGGGUUUUGACUUUGAUGUAAAUUUCGAGUGUGAAAUUUUAUACAUUUAUUAGACCUAACCAUGAACAGUUGCGGAAAAUACAACUAUAUAGUCCCUCUCGGGCAGGAGUCGAACCUGCGGCCCUGCGAUUCCGAUCCAUGCAGUGCUCUAACCAACUAAGCCCAGAGUCCAGUUGUCGAGCUCUAAUAUAUAGGUAGUACCGAGAAUACUGAACUAAAUCAAUAUAUAUACCUACAAUUCAAAGCAAACAUUCCCCAGCUUGUUUAUAAAAUUGGAAAUAUUUCUUCAGUACUUUUGUCUGGAUCAAUAUAUAGGAGUUUUGUUUUCUGACGUUUUGUAAUAAACAAACGUGCAGAGAAAUACACAAACUUGAAAACGACGGGUAAACUUUUAAUCCAGGGGCCGGUUGUUUAAAUCUGGAUUAUUGCGCUAACCUUCGGCGCGGUUAAAAUUUAACCUGCUGUUUUGGUUUAUGUAUUUCCACACGUCUGUUUAUUUCACAAAACUUCAGAGAAGAAAACUUCUACUGAUCCAGACAAUAUUUCUGAAGAAAUAUUUGUAAAUUUAUAAAGUUUGCUUUAAAUUUUAGGUUAACCUAGGGUUAAGCUAUUAAUCUGCUUUCGAAAAACUGCCACAGGGUUAGAUCUAAUCCAUAUACUAAUUUGAAUUGGCUUUGCUGUAUGUCUGAUGUAGCAUUUCCUUCUUCAACCAUAGAUUGAUUAAUAUUUUAUUUGUUUCAUAUAGAUUAAUAUCACAAAAUAUGACUGGUUUGGCGUUUGCCAUAUUACUUGAUCUCUAUUUUUUGUUAUUUCAGCCUUGUAAAGGUAAGGACUCUAUUAAACUAUAGACACUAGACAGAACAAAUAAUAGAUUAAUUGUCACAGUUUUUUCUCGAUAAGCACAACAAGUUAAUACUCAAGGUUUUGGUUUUAGGGAAUAUAGGCCUGACGGAACAAAACAUGUUUAUUUAACUAUUGGGUGCUUUUUCACAUUCUUGAAUCUCUAUAUGACUAUAUGAAAACAAUUAUAAUUUUGCAUGGGCAUAACGCUUGAGUCCAUUUCCUUAGCGCUGCAAAGUUUAUCAUGUACAUUCAGAAAACAAACUUCGCGAUUUCAUCUCGCCUAGUUCGAUGAAGUCACUAAGUAACUUCAAAUGUCCGAACACUUGUGUGGAAUUUUGACAAUGCGCAGCCUUGCAUGCAGGAUAUAUGUUUUCUGACAUAUUCACAUAUUCGUCUGUGAAGCACCCAAUGAUAGAUAAGUUCUAGGAACAUUGGCUGACCCUGAAACGUAAUCUGAAUUCCAUUAUUUUUAACUUCUAAAAAUUAGAAUUUUUGUGUUUAGGAGUGAUCAUUUCACCACGUGAUGGAACAAAGCUUACAUUUCUACCUGGAUCAAGUAGGAAUAUAACAUGGACAUUUGAUGAUGCUAAAGCAGCUUACCGGGAUUGGUCUUUCACAAGUAGUGACGGCUUAGGAAGUGGGUUACUUGGAGGAAUAGUUUCUGAUUUUGAGCCUCAAACAACAACGGACGUCUUACCCGGGGUUAACAUAAUAAAGCCAGGAACAUUGCCUUUAAGCAAUGUUGAUCAAAAUUAUAAUGGAACAUACACCUUUCUCCUUAAAGUAAAUGGCAAGCCAGAUGAUACGUCUGAUGUGAUUGUUUUUAUUGCAAGUAAGUUCAUUAAAAAUAUGAAUAUAAAUUAUUUGAAGGUUUCGUCACGGACAGUUUAUAGAAGGGACAAGGCAGCAUGUAUGAAGAUCCAUGCAUGCAUGCAUGCAUGCAUGGGCAUGCUUAUUAGAAGUUAUCAUAUAUAACUGAUUAAAGUAUUUAAGACAAAAAGAUUCAGAUCUAUUCGAUCAUUUUUGAAAAUCGAACAUGCAUAAUUAUGUCAACAACCAAAAAUUUUGAAAUCCAAUGACGAAGACUAUGCAAUUAACGUCGCAAAUUUAUUCAGCAGUUUGGCGGUCGCUAGUUGUACGGCGUCUUCGUCACAUUUUUCAUACAUGUGUAUAAAGUCUCGAUCAAUGCAAUAUUUUGAAAUACUUCUUAUAUGAAAUAAUUUUUAUACUGUUCCACACUGGAAAAUUUAAACAAUUUGCAAAUUUUGGUUUUCUAAACUUUCUAUAGAAAAUUUCCGCGCUUUUUCUCGAAGAUCUCUAUAUACUAUAUAGAAUUUUAGAGGUUGACCGAAUUUCAAACCUUAUUUCAGGUAAUUUCUCCGUAUUUUCCACAAUAUGAGAGUGUUUCAAAUUUUUUAGUGGUCCGUGCAUUGCCUCCCAGAGAAAUUGGGGGGCCAUGGACAAAUUUGUAAUUCGUGGGCCCUAUUUUUCCCCAAAAAAAGUUGGUUAGCGAGGGGGGGUUGGAAAAAGUUUUUUUGACAUCGCUUUAUUUUACUACCGGUAUUAAAAAAUUGUCAUUGUCAAUGACUUACUGGCCAUUUUCAAUGAAAAUCCGCAUCAAAAUCUAGUUCAAAUUUAUCCAAAAUACCGUUGGCAACAAAUUACUUUAGUUCGCAACAAGUCCCGAAAACGCAUAAGUGCAUGAGUAUAUCCUGCCAAAUGAUAUCUUUAGUAAACAAGCAUUUAUUGACUUCAAUAAUUCUCUCCAUGACUGAAUUUAUUUAUUUACUCGUCCUUUAAUUUUUAAUUUUUUUGUUAAAACAUCGAUCUUUGCCCAACCUUAACUUUACAAAAUAACUUUACCGUACAUUUUUAGUAAAGCCAACUGUGACAACUUGUUCCAGUCCUGUCACAGUGAUUGAAGGGAAUGAUCUUACAUGUGAAUGUCAAGGACAGGGUGGUAACCCUGCUGCCAAUGUAACAUGGUUUAAAGAUGACAUACAGAUCGGUAAAACAGGAAAGGAAGAACAAACAUUAACUCGACGUAAUGUUAGUGCUGCAAAUAGCGGAACGUACAAAUGUGUAGCCGAGAGCUAUCCCGAUGCAAAGUUUAAAGAUGAAGGAUUAAUCACAGUUGUAAUAAAACUUAAAUGUAAGUAUCGUUGCCGUUGGUACUCAAGUUAAGCAUUAUACAGUAUUUCGGUGUAUACUGUAUAUUAAUAGAACUACUGUUUAUAACCUUACUACUAGCUACUAGUCUAAAUACAACAUGCAUGCAGUGACUGUUUUACUGGCUGUGCAAGAAUAGAACAUUGCAAUAGAAGAUAAAUUGCUAACGAUUCACAUGCAUGAACGAUUAGUGUAAUUGCAUGAACUAUAUAUAAUCUAUAAGCCUUCUGGCUGAAAUUGAUCUUGCAUGUGGCCUUUUGUUCUUCUGUUUUAAAUUCUGCAACUUCUUCAGCAACUUAAAAAUAGGAAAAUAAACAUUUAAAUUAUAAACUGAAAUGUUGAAAUAUGCAACUUAUCCUCGAACAGAAUUCAUUUAAUUUUAAACAAGACUCUCUAUAAGCGUUAGUUGUAUGCUACGUGUUACUCAUGCAAAGUUCUUCUUUCUUACAUUUUAUUCAAUUAACGAGUAUUUUUAACUAAACUUUUUACAGAACAUUGUUUGUUGUUUUUUUCUAGCGCUAGACUAUAAUCUGAGCCUGUUUCCUUAGAACUGCCACUGAUACUUAUUUGAGUGUAAUAGUUGUUCUGUAAUUUUUACGUUACUAAAUCAAACAUGCAGCGUAACGUCUUUUUUGAGACAGUCAGCAAUUGUCUAUUUUCAUUAGUAUGAUAGAGAUUUUGUUUCUGUUCACAGUUAAACCUAACGAGACAGCCAUUAGGCUUACGCCAGAAAGAUCUGUAAUUGGUGAAUCAGUUAUCAUAACUUGUGAAUCUAGUGGUUUGCCUAAGCCACGUUAUUCCAUAAUCCAUAAUGAUACUGAGGUUAGUAGUGAGAGGACGUAUACCAUAUCCAAAGUGAACUGGAGUGAUGCUGGAACAUAUCAAUGUACUGCGGAGAAUGAACUUGGACGUAAUUCAAAGUGCUCUUGUUUGACCGUCAUAGGUGAGAUAUUCAAAUCACCGACUAUUUAUAAGACUGAAAAUAUUAAUAUUUAAUGAUCUAGUUUACCGACAUGACUUGGCAUGAAACAUGAUUGGACUGAUGGGAUGAGAUGGGACUACGGAAUGCAUAUUGGAGUCCAUUUUAUGUCGUUUUUUUUUGUAUAUGCAUUUGUGCUCCUCAUUCUUGUUAUUCAUAGUUUCAGGUUACUAGAAAUCUGAGCUUUAUAUACAUUAUCUUAUAGUACUAGUCUAAGUACACCUUCACGAGUGCACCAGCCUGCCACCAGCUCAAGUACACGGCAAUAAUAAUUGGAGUACCAGUGAGGUACGACUGAAAAUAUUGAUCCAAUUCAAUUAUGAACGAAAAUAACUUUGCCUGCAUAACAAUCGUUCACAAAUAAAAUAAGUUUUAAAGAGCACCGCCCUCAAAUAAACCCCGCAUCCAAAGCACAAAAAACUGAUGUAAUGAGUGCAGUAUAGGUACCAUUUCUGCACCAGAAUGACACCUACUGCAUUAUUGUCCGAUAUGUCCUAUAUUCACCAUCAUCAUAUAUAACCACAAGUGAGCACUGAUCAGAAAUUUAACUGCAAGUAGCUGAAAAUUAACUUAUUAUGUCUAUUUAAUCUUACUUCUCUCAAUGAAUCAGGGCAACCUAAUAAGAAAAAUAUACAACGUGUUAUAUGCAUUAAUAUUGACAGAUGUAAUAUCGCAUCAGCAUGUACAACACUGUCAUUGGCAUCUCAGUCUCAAUUCCUCCUCAUCCUGCAGUUACAAGUUGUUUGAGCUAAUAUUCUAAGUUUCUAACUGAUCAAUUGUCCAAAUGUUUCUGUUCAGGAGAGAAAGCAGCUUCUAAGAAAGUGGAUUGUGAGAGCAGCACUGAAACUGUUGUAGUAUGGCAUAUCGUGGUAUCUUUGGUGUCUGGAGUUAUCAUUGGGCUUUUUCUUUCCCACGUUGUCACGUGUUCUCGUCGUCGCUGGUUUACAAACAGAAAACCUGAACAAAAUCCUGAACGAAAGACAGCUGAUGUUGAUACAACUUAUCAAGAGCUUGAUCUAACAAAAAUAAACACAGAAGAUAAUUAUCAGUCGUUGAGAGUGAAUGCUGCAAGUAAUGUUGCUGGAAAUCGAGCUGCAAAUGACGAUGACUCUACUUAUACUGAGUUGAACGAAACCAGAGAUGUGGAGAACAACUAUCAAUCUUUAACUUGAACCUGGAAUAUCUUUUAAAGAUAAAGGUAGCCUUCAGGCAUCUUUAUUGGGAUCACAUGUAUCACAUGUUUUAAAACCACAGAAACCAGGGUAACCUUUAGAGAUGCUUGCGGAGAAGGCCAGAUUAAAAAUCAAGGAAAAUGUUUUUAUUCAACAGUGGGUCUGAGACUGUCCCAACGGUCCUUUUUCUUCUCCAGACGUAAUUGGCAAUGGCUGCGCUAACACCAAACCCACCACACCACACCUGGUCUCCCCGUCUGUUUUUGGUUCCCUCUUUAAGAUACAUUCACAACCAUGCACAACGUAUCCAGCUUGUUAGUACACGAAAAAACUUUAUAUUACUUGUCAUGCCCUGUGGCCUUUGGCACUAUUCAACGGUCAAUUUUAAACAGUUUGAAAAAAAUCAACAACCGACCCCUGUCAUAUGUAGCUAUACAAACGUUUACACAUGCCAAAUAUGCACAAAGUCUAAAAAAGUUU